AUGGCCAUGGGCCCAAUGGCCUUGGGCGACUUGGUGGGCCAGGAGCUCUUCUGGAAACAGCGCAAGGCGGCCGGGGACAUGAAGAAGCAGACCAAGACCUACUACGGCCCCUACGAGUUGACUGACUGGCUCUGUGAGCAGGGACGUUUUGGCCUGAAGACGCCAGAUCCCAAGAUCAAGGCAAACGGUCGGGGUAUCUUCAUCCACCGCGGCCGCAGCAAGGAGGUGGAUCCCGAGGUGGUUGCCAAGCUGGAUGAGGUUCGCAAGAUGAAGGGAGUGACUCCACGGGCAGUUAGCGACGAGGAGAUUUGCGAGAGGCUGUUCUUCUCCAUGAUCAACGAAGGCUUCAAGAUCCUUGAGGAAGGCUAUGUGGCGCGGUCCUCGGACAUCGACUUGGCCUACAUCUAUGGCUAUGGCUUCCCACCGGCCAAGGGCGGCCCCAUGUUCUACGCGGAGAACUACGCAGGGUUCAAGAAGAUCUUGGAGCGUGUGAAGUACUACAAUCAGCAGGCUAAGGACCGCUUCACAAAGAACUCGAAUUACCUGCCGAUCGACUACUUUGAGCCUUCCAAGCUCCUGGAAGCGUGCGCCGCCAAGGAGGGCACCAAGGUCUUCCCUGGCCAGACCCUGAUCGAUGUGGUGCUAGCCGAGUUCCGGAAACAGAACUCUGAACGGCCAAGCUACAUUGAUAGUGCCGAUGCUGUUGCGGCCAUUCUCGCUUUUGUAGUCGAAGCGAGCGAAGAUCAAGCGGACGGGAAGAAGCAAACCUGGGACCCGAAGCUGGUUUUGGAAACCCUGGCAGACUUCAAGAAGCAUCUUCGACGUACCUAUGGCAGCUACUUGCGAGCCUGGCGGAUGCUGGCAAAGUUCUUUGGCGCGCUUUUGGCAGGGCAGCUGGUGCAGCAGUUGGGUGGUGUAAACGCAGCCUUCCGUGUUUUCGACAAAAAGGACGUGAAGCGCAUCAAGAUGCCGGAGUUCAUCUCGACCCUGAACUCCUUGGAUUCGUCGUUGCCGGCCAAGCAGCUAUUUUACGGCCUGGACACGGAUGCGAACGGGCGUUUGGAAAUUGAAGACUUCAGAUUCCUGGAGAAGUGGAAGCUUCCAGAAUUUCUGAUUGCCAGCCCCAACGAGGAGGCAAAGGAGGAGGUGAAGCGGGACUUGCUUGCAACCUACAAGACUUACUUGAAGGCUUGGCGCCUUGCCCUUGACGACAACAACUCCAACAGGUGCACCUGGCCAGAGUUCCAGUCCGCCUGCAGGAAGGUGAAUUUCACAGGCGAUGUUGCAGGGGCGUGGCGUGCUUUGGAUACAGACCUCUCGGGCAGCAUCACUCUCCAGGAGGUAGACUAUGAGUCUUCUGCCACCCUUGCCACCUUCAAGAAGUGGGCCGAUGACAACUUCGGUGGAAUCCGCUCUGCUUUCAUGGUAUUUGACAGCGAUGGCUCAAAUGGCGUAACGCUUCGGGAAUGGCGUCAUGCUUGUCGGAUCUACGGCUUCCAUCAGGGUGCUGCCAGCCUCUUCAAGCAGUUGGAUGCCGAGGGCACGGGCUCGCUGGCGUUGGACCAGGUAGCCUUCCUGGAUGAUUGGGAUUUUCAGCCAGAGAAGACCUCGAUGUCCACUACACCAUCGCAGCAUGUACAGGUGCGCACAGAGCGGCCAUGUCAGGGGAAGCGACAGCUAAGCAGUGCGCGUGACUCGUUCGCAGCUGAGGAAGACCGUGGUGGUGCUCGCACUGCCGGGCACGUGGGCCAUGCCGCCAUUUCGCUCGCGCUGACGGCGUGCGCUCGCUGGCCCCGCGAGAGCCUCAAAGGAGUUGACAAGGCUCAGCAGGCUCAGCUGGUACUCCCGGUACCGUUGGCUGCGGGAGCGGAUCAAGCCAUGUUCAACAAGGCGGCCGCACACAAGCCGCUCGACAUGGACAUGGAAUUGGCUACACCAAUUCUGCACCCGUUGGGGUCUAUAACCUUCCCGGAGCUGACACACUCACAGAGGUCCAAUGUGCAGCUCCUGGCACUGCAGUAUUUCCCUAUGGGCACAUGGGACUUUCCCCUGCCCUUCAUGGCGUCCCCCUCGCGGCAGCAUCUGCUCUUGCAGGCAGUUGCUCUCACUUGCUCUUGCAUGCCUGGGUCAAUAUUGCAUAAUUGUCUGCAUUUGGGCCUGCUAGCAACCAAGCACUCGUGGCCAAAUCCAGCCGGUCAACACAACUGCCAUCUGCUGCUUUGCAGCCAAGAAGCCAAACAGCUCGCCAGGCAGUUUAACGGGCCCGCAAGGAGAAGCCUGAAGUAUGUGUGUAGUUGCCCAGUUGUACAAAUUGAAGCUUGA
Symbiodinium pilosum is the source of this 2322-nucleotide messenger RNA. NCBI's taxonomy places the organism in Eukaryota, Dinophyceae, Suessiales, Symbiodiniaceae. The record is from the annotation of a GenBank genome assembly.